Caenorhabditis sp. 36 PRJEB53466 is the source of this 4254-nucleotide messenger RNA. The record is from the annotation of a GenBank genome assembly. NCBI's taxonomy places the organism in Eukaryota, Metazoa, Nematoda, Chromadorea, Rhabditida, Rhabditidae.
AUGAGUUUGUCGGAGAGGCAAAGAGAAGAAAUGUAAGUGAGCGGCAAGCCGGUCCGGGCUCCUUCAGUUUUAUGGCGGACUAAAUUGAAUUCUGCCAAAGGGAAAAAGAGAAGGCAUUGCGAAAUGCCUUCUCUUUUCUGUUUUCAUCUAUUUAACGCCUUUCCCUUUCAGCAACCGAGCCAUCGCAGAAUAUCUGCAAAACAGCGGGUAUAACGACACAUUCAACGUCUUUCUAAAGGAAUCCAGCCUGGUUAGUAAUGAAACAGAUGAAGACAUUUAUGAAGUACGUGGUUUCAGAGCGAGAAUGACAUCAAACCACUGGGCGGAAUUCUGGAGAAGAAAUGGACGACUGUGUUGCGGCUCCAGCGAAAAGUAAUAGAUUUGGAGACCAAAUUGCAGGAAUCACAAAGAGAAAUCAAUCAUGGAGCGCCCACCAGGUUUGAAAGCCUCUAGAAGAGAAAGCAAAAGUUCCGAUUCUUACAGAGACAAACGGCAAGCGGCCGAUUGGAUUCCCAGACCGCCAGAGACUCAGAAACUGACUGGGCACCGUCUUCCGGUCACCAGAGUCGUCUUCCAUCCGUUGUGGACUGUGAUGGCCAGUUGCUCUGAGGACGCCACCAUCAAGAUUUGGGACUACGAGACGGGAAAUCUCGAGAAGACACUGAAGGGACACACCGACGCCGUUAAUGACAUUGCGAUCGACGCGGCUGGAAAACAAUUGGGUUGGUAUUCUUGUGAAAGCGCUUGAAAUUCCUAAUUGUUUCUCCUUUUCAGUCUCAUGCUCCUCUGAUCUCUCCAUAAAACUGUGGGACUUUGGGCAGACGUACGACUGCCUCAAAUCUCUGAAAGGACACGAGCACACUGUUUCCUCGGUGACGUUCCUGCCAACCGGCGACUUCGUGCUCUCCGCCAGUCGGGACCACACCAUCAAGCAGUGGGAUGUAAGAGAUUGCCAAUAGAAAAAGAAAACCCGCACAAUGCUUCUUUAGAAAUUGAUAUAUGCGUAGGCACUAUUUCAUAACUAUCGCAUUCAGAUUUCGACCGGCUACUGUGUGUUUACGUUCCGUGGCCACAAUGACUGGGUCCGAAUGAUACGGAUCUCGAACGACGGCACUCUUUUCGCUUCCGGAAGUCUCGAUCAGACUGUCAGUGUUUGGUCAUUCGCCACGAAGUCUGCUAAAUUGGUGCUCCGGGAUCACGAGCACGCAGUCGAAUGCGUCGAAUGGGCUCCCGACUCUGCGUACUCCAACAUCACCGGACAACGUGAGUGACAAUCUAAUUUGGAAAUCUGGAAAGAUCUUUACCUUCUUUCAGAACCAGAAGGCAAUUCAACGCACAUUCUGUUCAGUGGAAGUCGUGACAGAAGCAUCAAAGCGUGGAAUAUCAACACAGGAGACGUAGUGUUCACUCUGUUGGCUCACGAGAACUGGGUCAGAGGGUUGGCCUUCCAUCCGAAAGGAAAGGUAAGUGAUGCGAGGGAAUGGGUAACAGACGAAUCUAUCGAAUUGCAGUAUCUGGUAUCAGUUGCCGACGACAAGACGCUCCGAGUGUGGGAGCUGAGUGCUCAACGGUGUAUGAAGGCCAUCGAGGCACACGAUCACUUUGUUUCCACAGUUGGUCAGUAAAUCAUUCUCCUAGGAACACAUCCGAAGUCUUUAUCUUUUUCAGCUUUCCACCCAUCGGCUCCUUUCGUUAUCACUGGAAGUGUGGAUCUGACGUGCAAAGUGUGGGAGUGUCGCUGAUCCCGUUUCGCCGUCUUAUUUUGUGCAUCUCUCCGUUUCUCGCUUUCUUUGAGUCUCUCUAUACCCCUCAAAUACUCUGAAUUCUUCCCGUUUGUGUCGCCCUGGUGGUUGUGAACUCUUUAUUAUCCCCCUCCCAAUUCGAUAUGUUCGUCUUCUCAAAAUAUCGUCCAUCGUUGGCAAACUCGUCGAACGUUCCCACUUUGCCUCCGUUUGCUUCUUUUCCACGUCUUUAUAUUGCUCCUUUGUAAAUCAUUGCUCGACCACGAACAGUUCGCAAAAAGCUUCAUAUGUUCUGCAUUUUCCCCGUUCUUUUUGUCUCCUCUAACAUAUUCCCCACACAGAGAAUCCCGUUUUUGAGUGUCAAAUAAAGUCUAUGCCGCUUUUUAUAGCAAAAUGCUCCAACCACGCCCACUGCGCGUUUUUUCAAUUUCCGCUCCCAAAUCGCAAAUCCAUCUCUUCUGAAUUUCGGGUGUUUCUAGUAUCAUAUCAUCAUGCGACUUCUAUUGAUUCUCCUUUCAUUAGCAGGUCGUUCGGAUUUGAAUUCCUCAAAAACUUACUCCUUUUCAGCCGUUUCCGUUUGCCUCCAAUGCUGGAAUUGUGUCGGAUCGGACUGCGAUGUCUACCGUGCGAGCUCGAAAAACUGGCAACUGGUGACGUGUCCGGAAGGAAGCGUUUGUCAGGUUUGCGCCUGAAAAAGAGCCAAAACCAUCAGAAGUCGGAUCUUAGAAAACCGACUUUGUAUUCUACAGUAAUCAGAAGAACGAGUCUCUGAGCAGUCACACCGUCCGCAGCUGCUCCUACGAAACCGGCGAGUUCUUCUUCCGGUUGACGACGUCUUCUUUUCCUUGUUCAGGUUGCACUUGGGAUCGGAGCCGCACGUGCCAGAAGUCUCCGGUUGAGUAUGCGGGAAGAGGAUGCGCCGAUCGAUUCUGCUGCGGAAAGGAUCAGUGCAACGGCGCGUCCCGGAACCUGAUGACACUCCUUGCGUUCGUUUGUUUACUGCUUUGAGCAUUGAUAAAGAUUCUUGUCUGUUGUUGUUCUUUGAGAAGAGCCAGAAUGCGUGGGCGGGAGGGCAGGUGGCAUUCCUCCUCAAGCCCAUAAUCAGUCGGAGUUCUCGUGUUUCCCCUAACAACCUCCCUCUAUUUUCGAGCUGAGAAGUUUAAACAUUUCCCUAAAUCUCCCGAAUGUUUUGCCUGAAAUCCUUCUUCGUUUUCACUUCCCAAAAAGACAAUUCGUCAUGGAGUUAUCUGCCGGAGAGAGCACAGAAACAGGUAAUUGAGUAUUUGGAGCCGAACGAAAAGUGAGCCACUCUUUUGAUAUCCGAGCAAUGUUCCGCUCAGAGCGAGACUUGGAAUGACGUCGAAAUGCCAUUACAAGCUGGUGAGGGAAGUGCCGACUCGCGUCCAUUGGCUGCAGUUCUCUCCGAUCCGCGAGAACACCAGAAACGUGCGCAUUUUUGUGUUCUUCGACGAACUGAAACAGAACUUUUACGCGUUUGACUUUGCGAAACAGGCGGAAGAGACAAAACUGACGAUUGAGAAGAACGGAGAAGAACGGACAAUAAAGAUGUUGAAAGGGGAGUACCGGGAGAUGGCGAGCCGAUGUUUCGAGGGUUGGCUCAAAGGAUCGAUUGUGCACACACUGGAUGUGAGGGUAAGAGGAACGGAAUCUCACGGCAAUGACGGCGAGACUUCAGGGCGAUUACAAUGGGAUCGUCCCUCCGAAUAUACAGCUGUCGACGUUCAGCUUCACAGAUAAAUACAGUAAUCGUUCCCUUCCUCUCAGAAUAUCACGAUCUGUUCAGACUGCUUCGAAUCCAUCAUUCCCCGUUGGUUGGACAAUAUUUCAGAAGGAAAUCUCAACUUGAUUCUGAUGUCAGAUCAUUGGGACCAAAUACUUGAACACAAACAUGUACGCUUUUUCUGCCUUUUGUGAAUAUCUUCCUACACUAUGCUAUGCUGUUCCUUUUCAGUUUUCCAAUCCAUUGAGCACUUGCAAACUGACCGGUUAUCAGGGAAUUUCGACGGAAGGAGUGGGCGGAGUCAACAGUCGACAGAUCCAUUUGAACAAUGUGCUCGACGAGCAGCCAUUCAAUUUGAUAGCGCAGGUUAACUUUUGCGAAGAGAGAAAUAUUAAAUCAGACUUCAGAAGUGGUCAAAAGGCAACCUUCCGCCUCCUUUCGACUGGAUUAUAGUCACGUGCACUCUCAAAACGUUUUGCGUUGAGAAACUUGUGGAAAACCUGAAAGUGCAGUCAUUAGAAGCGCGCAUCUUUGAGGAAUAGUAGGAAAAACUGUAGGAGUUCCGAUGAGAACAUGCAAGUUUUCAGUGACCAAUUGAUGAAUCAAGACGAUGAAAUCGAGUAUUUUCUCGUGCACGGCUCUCGCGGACAAUUCGCCGUGUUCUGCGGAAUGCGAACGUUCGCACGUCUUCUCGUCGCGAGCCCAGCAGUCAUUGAGCACAUUCCAGAGCUCGGAAAAUAUUUGAAAACCGCUGCGUGGUCACCGGAAUGA